AUGGGAAGCGGAAAGUUCGGUUUUCAAGUUAAAAAGGACAAAGUGAACAUGGUAGCUGCAAAGACUGAAAUUAGUGUUAAGGAAAAAUGUCAAAAAAUACAGAAAAAACUAAAGAAGACUGAAAAUAAGAAGACUGAAGAUAAUACACGAGAAAAACCUAUCUGGUGGAACCAAUGUAACAGUUUGAGUGAAAUCGACCAGUACCUAUGGAUGGUCGGCGGGUCGGCGGGUGCGCUGGCGCUGACCGGCGUGGCGGCUGCUUCGGCUUUCUACCUCAGCACGAGACCGAAGCCCGAGAAGCCUCUCGUCACUCUACACGAACAGAGCCUCCUUGAGUCGGGUCCCGAGAUGGUUCGUGUUUCAAAAUUCUACAAAGAAGCGAAAAACGGCCGUUACCUUCGCUACUUACAUGAAGACACACGUACACUUUACGAAACUUUCCGUCGGGGCGUCAAAGAAUCAAAUAAUGGCAAUUGCCUCGGUUGGCGUGAGGGACCAAAUAAACCAUACGUGUGGCAGACGUACAAUGAGACUCUGCUAAGAGCGAAAAACUUCGGAUCAGGACUUAUAUGUCAAGGACUUGUUCCUGGCCAAAACACAUUUGUGGGUAUUUAUUCACAGAAUUGUCCUGAAUGGGUGAUGACAGAACAGGCUGCCUACUGUUAUUCAAUGGUAAUUGUGCCGCUAUAUGAUACUCUCGGAGCAAAUGCAUGUGCCUUCAUUGUAAAUCAAACCGAAAUGUCCGUAGUUAUUUGUGAAGACGACAAAAAAGCCAAUUUGCUCCUCGACCAGUCGCCGAGAUGUUUAAGGAAACUGAUCACCAUUAAGGAGGUCUCGCCUUCGACGCAUCAAAGAGCGAGGAGCCGAGGCGUUGAAAUUCUUAAGUUCAGCGAUGUUGAAAUACAAGGCGCGCAAAAAGAUCACCCUUGCCUCCCACCAAAACCGGAAAGUCUAUGUACAAUCUGCUACACAUCGGGGACUACGGGAAUGCCUAAAGGCGUGAUGUUGACCCAUGAGAAUGUAGUCGCGUCGAUGUGCAGUGUUAUUAUGCAGCUUGGCGAACAUCGGCCCAUGAAACACGAUGUCAUGAUCUCCUUCCUACCUCUUGCACACAUGCUGGAGCGGUGCUGCGAGAAUGCUCUCUACAUGGUAGGAGGAGCUGUUGGUUUCUACAGUGGUGACAUUCGACGGAUAGGUGAUGAUUUGAUUGCUUUGAAACCAACAAUGAUGCCCGCUGUACCUCGCCUUCUGAACAGGCUCUACGACAAAGCACAGUCUGAAAUAUCUAGUUCCAAGAUCAAGAAAUUACUUUUUAAUAUGGCGCUGUCGGCAAAGGAGUCAGAAUUAAAAAGGGGCAUAGUGCGUAGUGACUCAGUCUGGGACAAACUGGUGUUCCGCAAGGUGCGCGAGGGUAUGGGCGGUCGCCUGCGUAUCAUGGUGGUGGGCUCCGCGCCUCUUGCCGGAAAUGUGCUCACCUUCGCAAGAUGCGCGUUGGGCUGCCUGAUCGUGGAAGGCUACGGUCAGACAGAAUGUACGGCACCAGUUACUCUCACAGUUCAGGGAGACCACGUACCUGAACAUGUCGGUCCUCCCGUCGCUUGUUGCAAAGUGAAGUUAGUGGACGUGCCCGAGAUGGAGUACUACGCAUCACAAGGCCAGGGAGAAGUAUGCGUGCAAGGCGCGAACGUGUUCAAGGGAUACUUCAAGGAGCCGGAGAAGACUAGAGAGGUCAUUGACCACGACGGGUGGCAUCACACGGGAGAUGUUGGCAAGUGGCAACCCAAUGGAACCCUGAAAAUUAUUGACAGAAGAAAACAUAUCUUCAAACUGUCGCAAGGCGAAUACAUAGUUCCUGAGAAAAUUGAGAACAUUUACAUUAGAAGUCAGUACGUCGAACAAGUUUUCGUACAUGGCGAGUCUCUAAAGUCAUGUGUAGUAGCAGUGGUCGUCCCAGACGUGGACGUGGUGAAGUGCUGGGCGCUGGAGAACGGCAUCAAGGGGACAUUCUCAGCACUCUGCGAGGACGAGCGCGUCAAGAAGAUCAUCCUCGAAGACAUGCUGCAGUGGGGACGUAAUGCUGGACUUAAGACCUUUGAACAGGUCAAAGACAUCUACCUACACCCGGACCCCUUCUCAGUACAAAACGGUCUCCUGACGCCCACAAUGAAAGCAAAACGGCCAGAAAUCAGGAGCUACUUCAAACCCCAAAUAGAGGACAUGUACAAACAGCUGGAAUAA
Spodoptera littoralis (African cotton leafworm) is the source of this 2238-nucleotide messenger RNA. The record is from the annotation of a GenBank genome assembly. NCBI's taxonomy places the organism in Eukaryota, Metazoa, Arthropoda, Insecta, Lepidoptera, Noctuidae.